Messenger RNA from Arvicola amphibius (Eurasian water vole), 1757 nucleotides. It is a transcript of the gene Gpc3, whose product is annotated as glypican 3. Gene Ontology annotation, biological process: positive regulation of canonical Wnt signaling pathway; regulation of protein localization to membrane; cell migration. The transcript has 8 exons. Gene Ontology annotation, cellular component: cell surface; plasma membrane; extracellular region. The record is from RefSeq and is a predicted model, not a curated record. NCBI's taxonomy places the organism in Eukaryota, Metazoa, Chordata, Mammalia, Rodentia, Cricetidae. The coding region runs from base 1 to 1740 and encodes 579 amino acids.
AUGGCCGGGACCGUGCGCACCGCGUGCUUGCUGGUGGCGAUGCUGCUCGGCUUGGACUGCCUGGGACAGGCGCAGCCCCCGCCGCCUCCAGACGCCACCUGUCACCAGGUCCGCUCUUUCUUCCAGAGACUGCAGCCCGGACUCAAAUGGGUCCCGGAAACCCCUGUGCCAGGAUCAGAUUUGCAAGUAUGUCUCCCCAAGGGCCCAACAUGCUGCUCAAGAAAGAUGGAAGAAAAAUACCAACUUACAGCGCGCCUGAACAUGGAACAGCUUCUCCAGUCUGCGAGUAUGGAGCUCAAGUUCUUAAUUAUUCAGAAUGCUGCGGUUUUCCAAGAGGCCUUUGAAAUUGUUGUCCGUCAUGCCAAGAACUACACCAACGCCAUGUUCAAGAACAACUACCCCAGCCUGACUCCACAAGCGUUUGAAUUUGUGGGUGAAUUUUUCACCGAUGUGUCUCUCUACAUCUUGGGUUCUGAUAUCAAUGUGGACGAUAUGGUCAAUGAAUUGUUCGACAGCCUCUUUCCAGUCAUCUACACCCAGAUGAUGAACCCAGGGCUGCCCGAGUCAGUACUGGACAUCAACGAGUGCCUCCGAGGAGCAAGGCGUGACCUGAAAGUAUUCGGCAGUUUCCCCAAGCUUAUUAUGACCCAGGUUUCCAAGUCACUGCAGGUCACCAGAAUCUUCCUUCAAGCCCUGAAUCUCGGAAUUGAAGUCAUCAACACCACCGAUCACCUCAAGUUCAGCAAGGACUGUGGGCGCAUGCUCACCAGAAUGUGGUACUGCUCUUACUGCCAGGGACUGAUGAUGGUUAAGCCUUGUGGCGGUUACUGCAAUGUGGUCAUGCAAGGCUGUAUGGCAGGGGUGGUGGAGAUCGACAAGUACUGGAGAGAAUACAUCCUGUCUCUUGAGGAACUCGUGAACGGCAUGUACAGAAUCUACGACAUGGAGAACGUGCUGCUCGGACUCUUUUCCACCAUCCAUGACUCCAUCCAGUACGUGCAGAAGAACGGAGGCAAGCUGACCACCACUAUUGGCAAGUUGUGUGCCCACUCCCAGCAACGCCAAUAUAGAUCUGCCUAUUAUCCUGAAGAUCUGUUUAUUGACAAGAAGGUACUGAAAGUUGCUCAUGUAGAAUAUGAAGAAACCUUGUCCAGCCGAAGAAGGGAACUGGUUCAGAAGUUGAAGACUUUCAUCAACUUCUACAGUGCUUUGCCUGGCUACAUCUGCAGUCAUAGCCCCGUGGCCGAAAAUGAUACCCUGUGCUGGAACGGACAAGAACUUGUGGAGAGAUACAGCCAGAAGGCGGCAAGGAAUGGGAUGAAGAAUCAGUUUAACCUCCAUGAGCUGAAACUGAAGGGGCCUGAGCCGGUGGUUAGCCAGAUCAUUGACAAACUGAAGCACAUUAACCAGCUCCUGAGAACCAUGUCUGUGCCCAAGGGUAAAGUUGUGGAUAAAAACCUGGAUGAGGAAGGACUUGAGAGUGGAGACUGUGGUGACGAUGAAGACGAGUGCAUUGGGAGCUCUGGGGACGGAAUGAUGAAAGUGAAGAACCAACUCCGCUUCCUUGCAGAGCUGGCUUAUGAUCUGGAUGUGGACGAUGCUCCAGGGAACAAGGAACAUGUAAAUCAGAAGGACAACGAGAUCAUCACCUCUCACAGCGUGGGGAACAUGCUGUCCCCACUGAAAAUCCUGAUCAGCGUGGCCGUCUACGCGGCAUCCUUUUUCUUCCUGGUGCACUGACUUGCCAGUGUCCCAGU